Molecule: messenger RNA, 3286 nt
Organism: Ylistrum balloti
Lineage: Eukaryota; Metazoa; Mollusca; Bivalvia; Pectinida; Pectinidae
Exons: 22
Coding region: 86-1993 (635 amino acids)
Molecular function (GO): protein binding; RNA binding; metal ion binding
Source: RefSeq, a predicted model, not a curated record
GACAAGUGUCCACGAAAUCGUCGAUCAGAAAUAUACUGAAAUCUUCAUGAUUUCGAAUAAUAUAGUAUUGUGAUUGUAAUCCAUAAUGGCUCUAUCAAGAGAAGAAGCGUACGAUAUAUUAGAAUUGCCCGUUGGUGCAGAUCAAGACUCUGUAAGAACCAGUUAUAAAAGAUUGGCAUUGAAAUGGCAUCCUGACAAACAUAGUGGAAGCAGUUCAAAUGAUGCCAUCAAAAAUUUCCAAAGUAUAAGUAAAGCUUAUAAGCGGCUAUCUGGAGAAGAUGAGGACCACAUGCCUUCAUCGCUGGACCAGAUGCUUGCCCUCUUUAAAGAAGUAUUUUUCCCAAGAUCUGUUGGUAAUUCCUAUAAUGGGUCUGGAUAUGACACCUCAGACAGUGAAGACGAUGAAGAUUUUGAUGAUGACAUACAGUAUUCAAAUUUAUUCCCAGAUAAAUUUAAAUUAAAACAAGAAAUGAAAAAAGCCAAAACAGCUUCCGAAUUCAGUAAUAAACAUCUAACAGCAGAAGAAAUAAAUAAAAAUGCAGAGGAAUUAAUUACAGAAGAAGAAAAAGAAAAGAAAAGAGCAGAAAAAAGAAAAGCAAAGAAAAAGAGAAGAAGAGAGCGUAAACGUCAAGAAAAGGGAGAUAAUCCAGAAAUAGAGGAGGACAAGAAAAUUAAAACAAAGACAAAAGAUUCGGAAAAUUCUGAGAAGAUUAAAGGGAAAAAAAUUUCGAGAGAUUCUUCAUCGUCUUCAGACGAAGCCGGUUUUGAUCCUCAUUCAGCAUUUUUUACCAAAGUUGUUAAUAAGAAAAAGAAAUCCGGGGUGCCACAAAGCUCUGAACACUCAUCAAAAAAAGACAAGAAGGGAGGAAGUGAAGAUGAUGCAGAGGACCUAGAUCCAGUGGUAUUACGCAGUCGACAAUUAGCCAUUAAAGGAAAUGAGAUGGCCCAGCUAGGUCACUAUAAUGCAGCAAUAGAACUUUUCUCCGAGGCAAUCAAAUUAGACCCCAACGAUUUUAGAUUUUUUGGAAACAGAUCUUACUGUUAUGACAGAGUACAGCAAUAUGAUAGAGCAUUAAAAGAUGCUGAAAAGGCCAUACAUCUAUCCAAAGAGUGGCCAAAAGGUUAUUUUAGAAAAGGACGAGCACUAGCUGGUCUACGAAUGUUUUCAGAGGCGGAAGACGCCUUUACACAGGUUUUGAAAUUAGACAAAAAUUGUGAAGAUGCAGUGACGGAAUUACUGAGGGUGCGGACACAUCAAAUUACUGAUAUGGGAUUUUCACGACAACAAGCGGAAGCGGCCAUUAAACAGCAUGGAACAGUACAGUCUGCAUUAGAUUCUCUACUAGCUGGAGUUGCGGAAAAUGUUUUAGGAGGAGAAGUUUAUGUUUCUGAUGAUGAUGAAGAUUUUACGAUAGCAAACAAUAGGACAUCAUCACAACCUAAAAAAUCUGAUGCCAAGAUGGAUCACAGCAAUCCAGACGGACUAACGGCCCUAUGGGUAGGAAAUGUCCUUCCUGACAAAGUUGAUGACAAAAAACUUUUUAGAAUUUUUUCCAAAUAUGGAGCUGUUACAAGUGUUCGAUGUCUUCCUGAAAAAUAUUGUGCUUUUAUAAAUUAUAAAACAAAGGAGGCAGCUGGCAAAGCCAUGCAGCAUUUACAGGGUGCCGAAUGUGGAGGUCAGAAACUCCUUAUUAAGUUUCCAGACAAUCCUAUUGUUAAUGGAAGUGGAAACAUCACACUUAGAAAAAACCACCAGAAGUCCUCUGGACCUGCCACCAUCACAAUAGGGUCCUCCACUCCUUUGUCAUCCUCCAAUAAAACACAAGUUGCUGUAGCCAAAGCAGUGGAUAACUUACCAAAGCAGUCGGGGCCAGUGAAUGGUGACGAGUGUUAUUUCUGGCGUACGACGGGUUGUGUAUACGGGGACAAGUGUCGGAAUAAACAUGUAGCAGAUCACCGUGGCCUGGACAAAAAACCGUGGCAAAAAUCUUAAUGUGAUUCCUUCACUAGAUGUGUUAACAUUCACACAGACUGUUAUGUCAAAAACUUACCAUUGAUGUAUGUUUGUGUGUGUAUGUGCUUGUGAGUGUGCGCACAGUUGUAUAUGUGUGUGUGAUGUAUGGGUGUAGACAUAGUUUGAGGGGUGUUUGUGUACACUUGAUACAGAAUGAUGACAUUUUAAAGUUUUCGGUCUGUAGUUUCAAUUUUAACCAUAAUACAGAGGUGGAUCUGCCAAACAAAUAUAUAGAUCAUUUUAACAGUCUGUAUUCUCAGUAACUCAAUAUAUAUCGCUCGGCCUUCACACAGCACUCUAGUGACAUAACGAUAGAUUAAGGUGAAGCAUGAUUUCUAAUCUUCCAUCCUCCUCAAGGCAAAACUAGUGAUUCAAGCUCUGCUGGACAGGGUCAUUCUAUGUCGCCUCAAUCCAAAAUUGGGGAUACAUUUAGAAAUAUUUUACCUACGAUUUUUCUCCCUCUCCACUUAAGAUGAAAGUAUUUUUCUUUUUAAUCUUUGAGUGUAUGACGAUUGUAACAAGAAUAAAAAAAAAAUCUUGGUAUGAAGGUGAGAAAAGGGAUUAUGUUGUUUCCCAUCGACUUGUACAGGUGAUGGUAGAUGUCUUACAGUGCAAUGGUCAACUAGUGCUGGGCAAUCUCUUACAAAAAUCAUGGUUAACGAUUUCAUUUUCUGGACGGUGACCAAGAUCACUGAUUCCUCUGGUGUCAUUUGCUGAACUGUCAAUCAACUAAAAUCGAUAAUUUCAUUCUCAGUCAUGAAUGUCAAGCAAUUUUUGUCUGUUCAUUUUUUUCUUUUGGCAGUCAUUGCUAAAAUACAAUUACUCUCAAGUUUGAUAAUGUGUCUUCUAUGUUAGAAGCAUUUUGUGAUAAUGUAUUAUGUUGCCACACUAAAGAAUAUCAAAUAUAACAUUGAUCUGAAUGAGAUACAGAAUUUCACUCACAAACCACUGUUUUUUUUUUGUAUCAAUCUUUGGAUACUUUUGGUUGUGUCACUGUUUCCAUAUUGGAUACAAGUUCAGUGGCUCUGUACGAUUAUCCUGACAUUUCCCACUGGAUCCCAAUGUUUAUUUGUCACUCUGUAGGAUUACCCUGAUAUUUCCCACUGGAUCCUAAUGUUUCUUUGUCGCUCUGUAGGAUUAUCCUGAUAUUUCCCACUGGAUCCUAAUGUUUCUUUGUCACUCUGUAGGAUUAUCCUGACAUUUCCCACUGGAUCCUAAUGUUUCUUUGUCGCUCUGUAGGAUUAUCCUGACAUUUCCCACUGGAUCCUAAUG